Molecule: messenger RNA, 292 nt
Organism: Racocetra persica
Lineage: Eukaryota; Fungi; Glomeromycota; Glomeromycetes; Diversisporales; Gigasporaceae
Source: the annotation of a GenBank genome assembly
CCUUCCUCCACUUCUCAAAAUAAACCUACAAUCUACCAUGAAUCUAGAUCCUGUCGUGGCUCUGUAUCUUACCAGCCUUUCUCCAAUUCUCAAACCGAACCUACAACCUACCAUGAAUCAAGAUCUCAUUUCGAAUUUAUACUUAACAAUGAAAAUACGCGUCGUGAUACUAGUUCUCAACAAGCGUCACCUCAGUAUGAAACUGAACCUGAAGCUGAACCUUCAGUAUCUCAACAAGCUGAUUUAUUUUCAUCUCAAUGUCUUUCCCAAGAAGAUGCUGAUGAAUUAUUUG